Messenger RNA from Manis javanica (Malayan pangolin), 4310 nucleotides. The record is from RefSeq and is a predicted model, not a curated record. Lineage: Eukaryota; Metazoa; Chordata; Mammalia; Pholidota; Manidae.
UUGGCUCUGGGGCCCGAAGCCGACUAGCCCCGGAGCUCCGGGCCGCGGUUCCACCCGCCGCCCGCGCCCCCGCGCUGCUGCGAACAAUAAGGCGCGCGGCGAGGGGUUGAGCGCAGCCCCGUGCCGGACCGAGGCGGAGUCCCGCGCCGUGCCUGAAGCCUGCUGCCCAGGGCGACCAGCUCCGGCCCCGGGGAGGCGGUUCGCAGGCCGCCCGGGACAGCUGUGCGGGUUGCUCCGGGCUCCCGACGUGGCACCAGGAGGCUGCUUGGAGGCGGCUACCAGCAGGAGAAUCUGAGCGGCGCGCUGGGCGUCUGCAGCCCCCAAGUCCCACGGCGCGCGCUGGGCGCGCCCGACCCGGGCCCCUCUCCAGCGGUUGUCCGUGGGAGCGUGGGAGCGCGGGGCGCGCGCGCCCGAGCGGCUGCUAGAGAAUAAAAUGUGACACGCACGGCUCCGACUCCAGCGCCGCGCGGCCGACGAGCGGGGGUCGGGCGCUUACAGGCGCGCAGUGUCCGAAGAAGGUUCCACCUCCCACCGCUCUGGGACACAGGGUGGCGGCCCCACAGACCUGCCAUGAAACCACACUUGAAGCAAUGGAGACAGGGAAUGCUUUGCGGAAUAUUUGCCUGGGGACUCCUCUUUGUGGUGAUUUUCGUUUACUUCACAGACAGCAACCCUGCUGAGCCUGUGCCCAGCUCCUUCUCCUUCCUUGAGACGCGGAGGCUCCUGCCAGUGCAGGGCAAACAGCGAGCCAUCAUGGGUGCCCUGCAGGAGCCCUCCCCGCCCGACAGUGGUGGCGCGAACAGGGGGCUGCCCGCGUCCGGCCCCUUUCCCGCUGAGCCGGGUGCCCUGCAGAAGUGGGCCCUGGUGCAAGACGGGCUUGAAGAUGAAGACGAGUUUUUUGCAGCCCAGAUCGGAAGAAAAUCGCAAAGUGCUUUCUACCCGGAGGAGGAUGACUACUUUUUCGCUGCUGGUCAGCCUGGGUCGCAGAGCCACACUCAGCGCACAUGGGCAGCCCCUCCCCCGGGGAAGGCCGGCUCUCAGGAGGGUGCUUGGCUGGCCAAGCAGGCCCGGCGUGGGCAGACGAGCCGAAGGUCGCAGAAGCAGGGCAGGCGCCGCGUGCCCGAGGACGGCAAUGACGCGGAGCAGCUGUACUCCCCCAUGUCCAGGGCCUUCCUGCAGCGGCUCUGGAGCGGCGACGUGUCCUCCAGGAUGCUGGCCCCGCGCCUGCAGAAAGCCAUGCGCGACUACGUGAGCGCCAACAAGCACGGCGUGCGCUUCCGCGGGCGGCGCACGCCAGGGCGGAGCCACGCCCAGCUGAUGUGCGCACUGCGGCACCGAGUGCGCGUGCGCACGCUGGACGGCCGCGAGCCACCCUUUGCGGCGCUUGGCUGGCGCGAGCUGGUGCCCGCCGUGCCCCUGCGCCGCCUGCUCACGCGCGGCCUGCACAGCUGCGCCGUAGUCACGUCGGCCGGCGCCAUCCUAAACUCCUCGCUAGGGGAGGAGAUAGGUGGGUGCCCUGGGCGCGCUGGGGCGUCGUCGGCUAGUACAGCCUGUCUCCCGGGCCUCGCUGCGGCUUCCCACCAAGGUGGGAGCCUUGGGAGCCAAACUGAAGCUGCAGGUAGUGGCGCGCGUGUCCCCACCACGCGGCAGUGGUGGAUCAGAGGCCUUCCUGCGGGGCUGCCAGCAGUAGCCUUCGGGGCCGCCCAUGUCUCAGAAUUCCCCUCCUGUGGAAGCUGUUCUGCGCUGAGUGGCUCCCCGCCCAGCCCAUGAAAGUCUGCUGCCCCCGUAAUGCGCAGAAUUAUGGGAGAGGAACAGGGGAACGAGGCAGGCAGGCAUGUCAGCUGUAGAGGCAAGUCCCAGUGGUGAUCCUUUCAGUUCGUCAGGGACUAAGUGGAUGAUGUGGGCUCUCGGCAGAGCUUGACCGCUGUCCAGAAAUUACUCUUGUAGGAACAGUGAGUUCAGACCUCCCACCUAUUGGCACAUCCAACCUUCAGGUCAGGGCCCGUGCACGUAGCAGGCGCCUUCUCCGAGGUAAAUCACAGGACUACACCCUGAGCUUCCAUCUAACUCCAUCACCAAAUCCCUAAGCCUGGGAGCACAUCUGUUUGGUGUUCCAGCCUUAGGCCUCUUUAGGGAAACCAGCUGAUGGGAUAUAUCUGUAGAGAGAAAGAGAUUUAUUUUGAAGACUUGCUCCUGUGAUUGUGGGACCUGGCAAGUUUGCAAUGUGUACGGCAGGCCGGUGGGCUGGAAACUGAGGUAAGAGUCUGCAAGGCAACCAACUGGCAGGCGGGAAACUUCAGGCAGGCUUUUCUGUUGCAGUCUGGAUGCAGAAUUCCUGCCCUCUGGAAACCGCAGCCGUGGCUUCCGUGGCCUUAGACUUCCCUCUAUGCCAGGCUCAUUCUGUUGCUGCACCAGAAAGCAAGCAGUUGCCCCUUUAGACUCAAUUCACUUAUUUAACAAAUGGGUCCAGCCCCCACUGUGGCCUGCUCCUGUACUAGGUGCGGAAAACAAAUGUGAACCCAAAGCUGUUUCGGCCUCAAGUCCGGUAAAACAACCAAGACUAACAUUCUUGGAGUAAACGGUGUUAGCUUAUAACUAAUCUGUACCUGAUAAUCAGGGGGCACUGCCCACCUAUGAAAGGAACAACUGUUCUUUCUUGGGUCCAGUAGUUGUUCAAUGUCCUUGAGGAGUGGCUGAUACUGCAGAGCCUUCUUGAAAUAGAGUGAUGCUGUUGUAACCAGGCUCCACAACCCAGAACUCAUCUCAGAUGUUCUGGGAGUGAGGCUGAAUGCGAAAUUUUUAAAAAGUUAAAAAGAACAAGGCACAAGUCUGGGCUUGAGGUCUGGAGCCCCAGUGUCCCCAUGCAGACAUUACUGAGGGCUCAUAAUACUGUCACAUAUAGCUGAAGCCAGAGCAGAGCAGCCUGCAAUUGAUUAGGUAUGGGCAGUGCUUUAGAGGCCCCUGGGGUGAAGUAACACCACAGUUCUUUCUAGUUUCUGAAGACUGUUAUUAAUAAUGCAAGAAGGAGUUUAAGUAUCAUGCUUUAAAGCAGGCAGUCACUUGCUUCUGGUUUUGUUUUGCUUGACUUUAAAUACUUCUACAUCCUAGUUGUAUAUUUGAAUUGCUCUUGCAUGUUAGGGAGAAGUCCUUUGCUCUUUAUUCCUGCAUAAAUAGCCCUGACCAGAGUCUUGUAAACUCUACUUUAUUCAGAACUUGGAGGAGAAUGUGAAAGAUGCUGGGAAUUACACAUUAAUGGGCAACAUGAAAUGUCGGUUUUAUCUAUGUUAGUUUCUAGUAUCCAAAUUUUAUUUAUAUUGUAUGCAGUUACAUGAAACUUCAGAAUUAGAAUUGUAGAAUCAUCACUGAAGAACACACUCAGAAGUUUUUUAAAAAAUUCUCAUUGUUAUUUUACUGGCAUUCCUUUAAAUCCAACUUUGUAACUACCAUUAUAUGAAUAUGUAACUAGCAUAAGUCAGUGUGUAAGAAGAAAGGUCUUUCAUUUUUCUAAGCUGGUAUCUCAGCAUCAGUGCAUAUGCACGCCAGCUGCUGACAUUUCUUCUGAUGCAACUGAAUGUAUACACGCUUCUUAACACAUAGUUGCUAAUGGCUCUCCUACUAAGAACAAAUUCACAUAGUAGAUUCCUUCAAGCAACUUGGAGUAUUGGGGCAUGUUGUACCACUUAGGUAAAUUCAUCCUGGUCCUUAAAAUAUAUAACUGUGAUUAGCUGAAGGAAGAUCAAAGGACUUAAAGAAGGUCAGGGGCAUAUGAAAAACUGUAGGCAGAGCUAGAAAAGUACCUGACUCUGGAGCCCUGCCUAGAGGCCAACCAGAGGGAACUGCACCUGGAUACCCUGCAAGUGCGCCUGUGCAGGAGAGAGACAGACCCAGUACACCUGUUUGCUUCUUGGCUGCCCUCCUGCUCUUUCUGCUGGGUGCUCCUUGGCACUGCAGUCCUGUCCCAGUUCUGUCAGACUGAAUCACACUGGGUAAUUGUUUUUGAGAAUAGUGUGGCAGUUGUAAACACCUCCACUUUGAAAAUGUUACUAAAAAGCAAACUGAACUGUUUUGGAAGCAUGGACUGUUCUUUCCUAGAGCUGUAAAAUGAUCUUUUUUCACCCAUACACAUGAGCACACUAUAGAGAAGAAAUGUCUGCUGUGAACUAGCAGCAGCUAGGAUAGAGUUCAAAUCUGUGCCCUUGAAACUCAAAUUCUCUUGAAGUUGUGGGAAAAUAGAAGGGUGGGCCUGGUAGUGUGUAAGGAGUGGAGCAUACGGUACUUGAUGGUAAGAGCAUAGGAUUUGGCCUAUCCUG